GUGCAGUUUGUUGCGAGGUGGCACCCGGCUCCGGCAUUAUAAAGGGCGCCACGAGUCGGCAUUGUCAGGCGGCGGCACCGCGCGGGAGGGAGCUUGGCUGUUGGUCGGUGGGUUCCCGUGCGGCGGCGGCCAAGGAGGAGGAGACACAGUUGGCGCAGCUCCGUGGGCUGACUGAGGCGAGGCCUCAGCAGCGCGAGCUUGAGUGCGGCCGAGCCCGCGGCGCCUUCCCCUGCUGGUGGGGACGAGCGGGCCCCGCGGCGUCAUCGGCGGCGAGGAGCCGCCGCGCCUCGGCCUAGCAUGUCGGAAGCGGGCGAGGAGCAGCCCAUGGAGACGACGGGCGCCACCGAGAACGGACAUGAGGCCGUCCCCGAAGGCGAGUCGCCGGCCGGGGCUGGCACGGGCGCCGCGGCGGGGGCUGGAGGCGCGACCGCGGCGCCCCCGAGCGGGAAUCAGAACGGCGCCGAGGGCGACCAGAUCAACGCCAGCAAGAACGAGGAGGACGCGGGAAAAAUGUUCGUUGGUGGCCUGAGCUGGGAUACUAGCAAAAAAGAUUUAAAAGACUAUUUUACUAAAUUUGGAGAGGUCGUUGACUGUACAAUAAAAAUGGAUCCCAACACUGGACGGUCAAGAGGGUUUGGGUUUAUCCUGUUCAAAGAUGCAGCCAGUGUGGAGAAGGUCCUAGACCAGAAGGAGCACAGGCUGGAUGGCCGUGUCAUUGACCCUAAAAAGGCCAUGGCUAUGAAGAAGGACCCGGUGAAGAAAAUCUUCGUUGGGGGUCUGAAUCCUGAAGCCACUGAGGAAAAGAUCAGGGAGUACUUUGGCGAGUUUGGGGAGAUUGAGGCCAUUGAAUUGCCAAUGGAUCCAAAGUUGAACAAAAGACGAGGUUUUGUGUUUAUCACCUUUAAAGAAGAAGAACCCGUGAAGAAGGUUCUGGAGAAAAAGUUCCAUACUGUCAGUGGAAGCAAGUGUGAGAUCAAGGUGGCCCAGCCCAAAGAAGUCUAUCAGCAGCAGCAGUAUGGCUCUGGGGGCCGUGGAAACCGCAACCGAGGGAACCGAGGCAGCGGAGGUGGUGGUGCUGGUGGAGGUCAGAGUCAGAGUUGGAAUCAGGGCUACGGCAACUACUGGAACCAGGGCUACGGCUACCAGCAGGGCUACGGGCCUGGCUAUGGCGGCUACGACUACUCGCCCUAUGGCUAUUACGGCUACGGCCCCGGCUACGACUACAGUCAGGGUAGUACAAACUACGGCAAGAGCCAGCGACGUGGUGGCCAUCAGAAUAACUACAAGCCAUACUGAGGCGGCAGCAGGAGCGACCAACUGACCGCACACAUGCUUUGUUUGGGUAUGGAGUGAACACAAUUAUGUACCAAAUUUAACUUGGCAAACUUUCUAUUGCCUGUCCCAUGUGCAUCUUAUUUAAAAUUUCCCCCAUGGAAAUCACUCUCCUGUUUACUAUUUCCAGAGCUCUAGGUGUUUAGGCAGCGUGUGGUGUCUGAGAGGCCAUAGCGCCAUCAUGGGCUGAUUUUUAUUACCAGGUCCCCCAGAAGCAGGUGGGAGGCUCUGCUUCCUGCUGCCGCUCUGCAGCCUGGACCUGUGGACCCUGGUUGUAAAGAGUAAAUUGUAUCUAUCUUAGGAAACCAGUGUCACCUUUUUUUCACCUUUUAAUUUUAUAUUAUUUGCGUCAUACAUUUCCUGUAACGGAAGUGUUAAUUUUACUGUACUUUUUGGUACCUUUUGGGAAUCUAAUGUAUUGUAAGGUAUUUUACACGUGUCCUGAUUUUGCCACAACCUGGAUAUUGAAGCUAUCCAAGCUUUUGAAAUAAAAUUUAAAAACCCCCAA
Pan troglodytes (chimpanzee) is the source of this 1840-nucleotide messenger RNA. It is a transcript of the gene HNRNPAB, whose product is annotated as heterogeneous nuclear ribonucleoprotein A/B. Gene Ontology annotation, molecular function: RNA binding. Bases 298 to 1296 code for a protein of 332 amino acids. Gene Ontology annotation, cellular component: nucleoplasm; chromatin. The record is from RefSeq and is a predicted model, not a curated record. Gene Ontology annotation, biological process: regulation of gene expression. The transcript is spliced from 8 exons. NCBI's taxonomy places the organism in Eukaryota, Metazoa, Chordata, Mammalia, Primates, Hominidae.